AGGCAUCCUAUGAUCGUAUCGUUUGCGAGAACCCGGAGUUGAGACAAAAGUUAAAUCAAAUGGACAUAAGUGGUUCAGAAGAAGGCAGUAGUGAUGGGAAGGGAUCACAGAAUCGGAUGAAGAGAAUGACAGAUAUUUUGACACAAAUCCUAAAUGAGAGCCAAAAGACUAAUAGUUUAAUGAGUGGUGAGAAGGAAAAGGCGUUCAAAACACUGGAAGGCAUCCGACAACUGGUCGGCAACACAGACACUGAAUCGACGGCCAGUACCACACCGUAG
Messenger RNA from Oppiella nova, 278 nucleotides. NCBI's taxonomy places the organism in Eukaryota, Metazoa, Arthropoda, Arachnida, Sarcoptiformes, Oppiidae. The record is from the annotation of a GenBank genome assembly.